Drosophila santomea is the source of this 1087-nucleotide messenger RNA. RefSeq lists its product as uncharacterized. The record is from RefSeq and is a predicted model, not a curated record. The transcript has 2 exons. The coding region runs from base 128 to 835 and encodes 235 amino acids. Lineage: Eukaryota; Metazoa; Arthropoda; Insecta; Diptera; Drosophilidae.
CAGCAACAAGCAACGGUCACACUGGCCAAAAUAAAGUCAAAAAUUGCACGCAAAAUAAGUGGCGAGCAGCAGUCUGUGAUCGAAUUAGCCCAAUUAAAGCAGCGCCCAGCAGCCGAAGGAGCCAAAGAUGAGCAGCCAGCGCGGCAAUGUAAGUCGCACACGUGCGCAGAAGCACAAAAAUCGUCAUGUUUUCAAAAACGAUCUGCACGACAAGACGCCGCAGCAGCUGCGCCUGAAUGCGAUGCACGUGUCCACGGUGUGCCAGCGGUGCAAGGAGCAGAUCGAGUGGAAGAUCAAGUACAAGAAGUACAAGCCGCUGACGCAGGCCAAGAUCUGCGCCCACUGCAAGGAGCGGUCGGUGAAGAAGGCCUACCAUGUGGUCUGCAGGGACUGCGCCAUCAAGGCGAACGCCUGCGCCAAGUGCCUGAAGAGCGCCACCGAGGUGGCCAUCGAGGAGCCGCAGCCGACGCCCCGCGAGGAGCAGCAGCUGCAGUCGGAAAUGGACCGGCUGGUCAAGUCGUUCUCGGAGCGCAAGCGACGUGCCUUUCUGCGCUACAUGCGCAAGGGCAAGAAGCAGGAGAAGGAUGGCAACGAGGAUGAGCAGCUGGACGAGCAGCAGCUGGAGAGCCAGGAGAAGGCCAAACGGGUGGCGCACACACGCGACGAGCUGCUGGACAAGAUCAAGCAGCUGAAUCUCGCCGGCGAUGGUGACGAGGACGAGGAUGACUCAGACUUUGAUUCCGACGAGGAAGACGACGACUCUGAGUUCGAUUCCGAGGAGGAGGACGACGACAGCGAGGAGGAGCCACAGAAACCAGCCACCAAGGCGAAAUAAACCUUUUUUUUUGUCAUUUAGUUCUAAUUAGUUUAGCUACUUGGUAGAGCAGGAUAAUGUGCACCUGGAGCACCGAUUCUAGGCCAUAGUUAGCUGACUCUCAGACUCGCACUCCAAAGCGAAGCUGGUUGGGCACAGGAGGAAGGUAUCCUGCCCGAGUUGCAAUUGCGUGGAGUGUAAACUUGGCGAGAGGCAGCGCCAAUCUGUUGAAGAGCCACCCACCAGGCUAAAUAAAACCAUUUUCAUCAAGAA